Molecule: messenger RNA, 1433 nt
Organism: Hyalella azteca
Lineage: Eukaryota; Metazoa; Arthropoda; Malacostraca; Amphipoda; Hyalellidae
Exons: 4
Coding region: 1-522 (173 amino acids)
Source: RefSeq, a predicted model, not a curated record
AUGAAGGCAGAGCUAAUAUCAAUCUUCGCAUGGAUCAUCACGCUGCAGGUAGCGGCAAUUAGCGUAAGCAUUGCCGUGCAUCUCAGUUUACUGGCAUCAAACGUCAUCCGUUCCGACUACCUGUGCUACAUGGGGCCAAAUAUUGGCAUCUUGUGCACGUUGUUCAACACAGACCAACAGUUCAUCAACGAGGUGAAGAGCAUAGAGGCACAGUUGAGCGAGUUGACCAAGCUUAGCGCCAAGUGGCCUCGACUCUUCAAGCUCUCGGCACAUCGGGUGCUGCGGCAGCUGAAGCGCAUGGCGGACUUCAGCAUCGGGGACGCGUACUCCCUGAAGCACAGCUCCCUCCUGGCCGUGCUGAAUGCGUGUGUUGGCUGGCUGGUGCUGCAACUGGACACUAAAAUUGUAGAAAGCCUGAAGAAACAUGGCAUCACUGACCGAAUCUUAACUUACGGAGUCAGAGAAAAACUUUUAGAAAAAGACGUGAUAAUAUGUCCUGUGAACGUUGAAGGAUACCACUGAAUUUUGUGCAUAGUUUGCCCAAAUCUCGAAGUAAUAGCAUGUCUGGACAGCACUCAUCAAGUAAAUAGGCCGAUCCUUGAAAUGUUGUCACAGUUUUUGGGAGCGCUCAAAUGGAUCCAAGCAAAGGAAUCCAAAAAUUCGAAUGGACCUUCAAUGCACCUCAGGACAUCGAGCGUCAAAAGAACAGUUUUGACUGUGGAGUGUACGUCUACUUAGGGGCAGAAAAAGUCUGUGGGAUCGAUGUAACUCUAAAAUCUUCUGAUGAAAAAAGAAAAUACAUUUUGAAUGAGUGUAAAAAAAUACAAAGUUGAACAAUCAUGCGACGUUAUUACGAAACAAAUUUGGGAUGUACCGACAUGUUAUGAAAAAAUUACUAUAUCAACCAAAGUUCCACUAGGCUUGUCAUCCACUGCUGAUUUAUUGGCUGAAAUAAGGUCCAACAAAUUUGUGGGUAGGUUUCAGCGCUGUUUUCUAUGAGUUUCGUGCAAGAAACCAACUGACACAACAAUGGUAUUUUGUGAGGGCGAACGGUGUCGUGACUGGUACCACGUAGCCUGCGUUUCAAACCGUAGGAGGCUACCUAAGGGUAAAUAUUUGUGUCCCUUGUGCUCGAAAUCAUAAUAAUAUGCACAAUAUUUAACGUGAAAUUAAAAAGAAAUAUUAAUUUCCAUUCUACUUGAAUACAUUUCAUCAAGCAAAGAAAUCAAGUGGAACUUAUUUUAACGUAAAGGGAUGUUACCCGGAUAAUGAGAUUAUAAAGAGAGCUUUGCUAAUAGUUUAUCAAUCGUGCAAUGCAUUUAACGAUGAACCAAAAACUAUGUACCUUGCAAAUUCAGGAGCAAAGGAAUUAAUAAAAAUUUGGCUGAUUGCACUUUUUUUAACCUUAGAAGCUAUAGUGCCUCUAGGAGCGA